This is a messenger RNA of Perca flavescens (yellow perch), 2775 nucleotides long. It is a transcript of the gene il17ra1a, whose product is annotated as interleukin 17 receptor A1a. Bases 272 to 2692 code for a protein of 806 amino acids. NCBI's taxonomy places the organism in Eukaryota, Metazoa, Chordata, Actinopteri, Perciformes, Percidae. The record is from RefSeq and is a predicted model, not a curated record. Gene Ontology annotation, molecular function: interleukin-17 receptor activity. The transcript is spliced from 11 exons.
GUUCCAUGGAAACUUCUGGAAUAAUAUUAUCAUAUUAUCAGAAGCAGCCAAAAUCUACACAACAGUGCUCUACAUUCCCACGCGCCAUGAAGGCAGCAUAGUAACUAUUACUGUUAACAAGGGAGGUGAUUUCCAUAGAAAGAAAACAGGAAGUUUUUCAUAAAACGCCAGCUCGCUCGGUGUGUUUGCGCGUUAGUUUAGCGGUUGAAACGGUCUGAAAUGGUUUUUAAUGAGUGACCGGGACCUGGACUGACAGAAUUGUUCCUUCACAAUGGUUCUCCUCCGACUAGUUUCGGUGUUCGUUUGUGUGUCGCUGUCGUCCGCGGUGAGCGUUUUAUCACGGUCGCCUCUCAACUGCCCUCGACAGGACUUGAGUUGUAGAGUCACCACAACUAACUGUAUGGACCCGUCCUGGCUGUAUGUGAAUGAGUACACUCCCAGCAGUCCCGAGGGGCUGCGUGUGACUGUGGACACCCGGGAGGACGAGACAGGCGUCCUGCAGCCGGUCCUGAUCGCUGACUGGAAGAUAAAGGAUGAGGGCAGUAUCGGUUACCUGAACGCCACCGAGCUCCAUGUUCUGGUAAUGUCCACCAACGAGAACCUGUGUGUCCGAUAUUCUUUCACGGAGAAACUGCCCAUGAGAAGUCCAUCAGGGGAGCAGUGGUCGUUCUCAGCUGACAUGGUGGUGUUGGAGCCGGGUCAGACCUACCGGGUCUCUGUCUUCAACAUCCCCAAACCAGAGCUGGGCCACAGCAGCUAUGACGUCAGCGAGGAAAUCUUCGUUCCCGAUUGUCAAGAUCCCAAAAUGCGGAUGACCCAUUAUUGCAUAGCGAGAGGCAGUCUGUGGCGGCCCUCCAUCAGCUUGGCUCAGAUCGCUGGAGCCAGGGGCAGAUCGGCGCUGGCCGUCAGCUUCACCCCUGACCCACUGUGUGACCAGUACAUGGUCAUCGUUCGCUGCUCCACCACCCCACGUACAGUCUGGGCAUACAAGGCUAAUCAGACGACCCUGAACGUAACAUUCAGCCUGGAUGAAUGGCCGAGAUCUUGCUGUCAGUUUGACGCCGAGAUCAAACCUCUUUUCCCACCGUGUCACCAGGACUGCACCCGCCGAAGGAAAACGCUGAAUAUUUGUCGUGUGAAUCCACCAGAUGCCCCCCAUGUCCCUGUGUACACAUUUGUCGUCCUGGGAGUGGGGUUCAUGUGUGUUGUGAUGGCAGUUUACGUCCUCUGCCGGAAGCCAGGUAAGCCUGGUGUUACUGCGCCACCUGUGGGCGGUGGGACAGCGUGGCAGCAGCAGCAGCAGCUCAAACAGCGUCCCAAAGUGCUGGUCAUCUACUCCCAGGACCACCGCCUCUACAGGGACGUGGUGCUGAAGCUCUGCGCCUUCCUCCGGGCCAAGUGUGGCACCAAGGUGCUGGUGGACCUGUUGGACUCCACCUCGGUCGGCAUGAUGGGCCGCCUUCGCUGGCUUGAGUGGCAACGACAGCAGCUUCAAAAUCCGUCCGAUAAAAUCCUGGUGCUGUGCUCGCAGGGCGUCCAGGCAAAGUGGAGGGCCAUGUGCGGCCAAGGGCGGGUGACGCUGAGGGAAGACCUUCUCUCCCCGACGGACGACAUGCUCACUCCCUUCCUCAACCUCUUCCUACCUGACAUGCACCAGGCAGGCAUGCUGGGUAAGUACAUGGUGGCUUACUUCGAUGACAUCAGCAGGCAAGAGGACGUGCCGUCGGUCUUUGACAUCGCGGUCAAAUACAAGCUGAUGAAGCAUUUCGAGGAGCUGUACUUCCGCAUCCUGGACAUGGAGAAGUAUCAGCCGGGUCAGGUCAACCACAUCCGGGGCAUUGGUGGGGACGAAUACUUCCAGUGUCCCUCAGGCAGAGCCCUGAGGAACGCCAUCGAAACCUUCCAGGCCUACCAGCUGGAACAUCCCGACUGGUUUGAGAAGGAGUGUGUGGCCGGUGACGAGGAGGUCCUGACGGAGGCUAACCUGCUCAUUGAGCAGCUGCACAUCCCUCCAGUCCUCCAGUGUCUUCCUCUCAUCAGAGAUGGGCCCCCCGUCUACAUCCGUGAGGUUGACAUCAGGGAAAACGGCGACAGCGUUCAUGUCCUUACACCUGAAGUGAACCCGGAGCGCGAGCGGUCCUCAUUGGCAGAGCUCACGCCAGUAGUGAACCCUCAGGGUGUGUCCAGCCUGGAGGAAGUGUUGAGCGAUCACAUGCAUCCCCACAGCCCCAGGACCCCGUCCGGCUACGUAGUGGAGCCGGUUUUGAAAAACGUGCGGCCACCGACAAGGAGCUGGCUGUCCCCCGAGGAAGAACCCUUCGGUCAGAUCCCCACUGAGGAUGAGGAAGAGGACUCCCUGCUACCUUUGAGCCAACCCUCCGCUCAUUCGGACCAGAGGAGCUCGGCCCCACACAACUCCAUGAUGGACUCACAGCCCCCAGAAUCCUCAUGCGCCAGCAUGCAGAGGGAAUAUCUCCCUCCGUCCAAAGUGGCCCCCUGUCAGCCUGAGGAGAUGGAGGAGGACGAGGUUCUGGGGCCCAGUGGAAAGGGCCCAAGCAGUGGAUCGGAUCAGGGCUACAUCUCCAAAAUGUCCUCCCAGCAUGAACUCCCUCUCAAAGAGGAUCCGCUGGAGGCUCUGAGAAGACUGCAGGAGGAGCUGUUUCAGAACAAUCCCGAAUACUCUGACAUAUGAGACCCCCUGCUAGGGCUGGGCGAUAUGGCCUAAAAAUAAAAUCCCUGAUUUAAAAAAAAAAAAAUCCGAUUUAAGAUUUAAAU